GCAACCAUAAAUUUCCAACGUCAGGCAAAAACUCUCUUUAUUGUCUAUAUGAUGGAUGGGCCUCCGUACUAGACACCAAAUACUUCGUAUCACCCUUAAAUGGGAACACAUUUUUCGUGGCCAUAAUUCAUGUUUUUUAAAUAGAAAGUUUGAAAUGCCUGCCUAUAUUUCACAAUCCUGACAUAUUUAUGAAUCACUCCCUGCAUGCAAAUAUAAUUAUUUAAAGCACCGAGGUGACAUAUGGGUUAGAAAUGUACCAAAUGCUGUUAGCGAAGUGAUUUUUUUUAAUUCCCUAAAUUGAACACCGUAGAAAACUCUGCCUGUCUGUUCAGAUCAAUAAAGUCGAAGGUGAAGUUUUACUGAUUUUGUCAGUGCCACAUACAGAUAUUCGGUUUUGAUUAGGUGAAGCUGACAAAAAGAGAGUCUUUUUGCAAUUACCAUUAGGUUAAUGAAAGAAACACUCAUCUUUCUCCUGGCACCCCCGCGCAGGCAUACGCGCUUUUCCCCCUCUCUUGUCGGGCGAUGAACUAGCCGGAGGUAAAUUAGACAGGCUGGGUUUUUUUGCUUUUCUGUUUUGUUUUGUUUUUUUUUUUUUUAAUUAAUUUUCCUUCCAGCAGCGCUGGUCUCGGGGGGAACGCCGGUCCCCGAGCGAGAGAGGGGGCUAGCAAGAAGAGCAGAGGAGGGCUCCGCCGGCCCGAGGGUGGGCAGGGCAGCCAGGCGCCCGCCGGGGCUGCGCGGAACCGCCGCAGCUCCUGCCCCUUUCGCCCUCGCCCCUUCGCGGCGGCCGAAGCCCAGCCCGUCUCUCGCGGCGUUCGCUCCGAGCUGCUCCCGGGAAGCCGCCGCGGGCAGAGGAACCCACCGCCUCUCCCCAUCGGGACGGCGGCUCCCCGCCGGCCGCCCGCUGCCCCGGCGUCCACCGGCAGCGCGGAGCAGGCGGCGAAGCCGGUGCCGUCCCGGCGGCGGAGCUGCCCUCUCUGCCGGGUACGGCGCGACGUUACCUGCCGAUUUAGGCAGCGGGCUUGAUUCAGGCACACCGACCAGCAGCAACGCGGAUUAGGCAGCUGCUCUGUCGCGGGUUAGUUUUAGCUAAUUACGGGGAAAACCACCCCACCCUCUCGGCGGAGAAUCCCAAGCAGCAACGCCGGCAAAAAGACACGGCACAGCCCGCGGUGCUGGUACCGCCCAGAGCCGCCGGGCAGCCCCGCGGCCGCCGAUACUUCCGCCGGGGCGGGCGGAGCCGCCAGUCUCUGCUCCGCCCGCCGGCUGCUCCCCCGCCCCGCCGCGGGGCUGGGGGGAGCCGCGGUAACCGAGAGGGAAGGGGAGACUUGCCCGACCCCCAAAAGUUCACACCCUCAAUGGACGACAAAGUAGGCAGAAGCAUAUGUGUGUGAAGAGUUUUUUACCUGACCAGCUUCAUUCAGCAGAGAGUGCUAGUGAUGCUAUAAUCUGGGAGACAACUGAAGUUAUUAGUUUGGACAUUAAACACCAUCAUUAACUGUAUGCAAUUAAAAACGGGGCCUGUUCCACCGCCGUUUAACCCAACAUGCAGUCCCAGCCUCCUGCUGAAACGCGGCAGCGGAGCACGCGGCGGCCGGACCUUCCCUGCGGACACGGCACCGCAGCGGGGCCCGGAGCAGCCGCCGACAUGGAGUCGCAGACCCGAGCCCCACGCCUCGCCAGUGCUCUCGCCUCCGCCAGCCUCCUGCGUGGGAGCGCACUCGUCCCGCCGCGGCGGGCCCGUCCUGCCGGGGAGCCCGCGGCAGCGCCUCGGGGCGGCCGGCCCGGGGGCGGCGGGCGGACCCCAGGGCUGGGGCGGGGGACCCUGCGGACGCCCCGGGGCCGCCGCGGGCGCGCGCAGCCCAGCCGCAGGUGGCGGCGGGAGCCUCGCGCUGCCACCACCCCCACCCGCGGCCCGGCCGCGCUUCCGCCCGCGUCAGCUGACUGACAGACGGACGGACGGACGGACUGACUGACUGGCUGGCUGCUGCGGCGGAGGUACCGGCCCGGUCCCGAGCCCGCGGGAGCCCCGGCACGGCUGUCCCCGCUGCCAUGGCAGGGGUCGUGGUGAGCGGAGCCCAAGUGUCCUACAUUAGUCAAGACUGUGAAGAAAUCCCAGAAUUCCUAGGAAGAAAAUAUGGACGGGUGGCAAAAAGGCUAGAUCUUAGCUUCAACUUGUUAAGGGUGUUUCUUUCCCAUCAUGGGGCUCCAUCUUGGGCCACAGUGGGUGACUAUCCCUGUGGAGCUGCUCAGAAGUCUCCAAGGUCACUGGAAGGACUGAAAACAUUCAGUUACUUGGAAGAGCUGAUCUUGGACAACAAUCUACUCGGAAAUGACCUUCGGUUACCCAGGUUACCCCACCUCCAUACCUUAACGCUCAACAAGAACCAAAUAUCGGAAUUAGAAAGCCUUUUGGAUCAUUUGGCUGAAGUUGUGCCCUCACUACAGUAUCUCAGUUUGCUUGGAAACGUGGCGUGCCCAAAUGAACUGGUCUGCAAAGAAAAGGAUGAAGAUGACUACCAGAGGUACAGAUAUUUUGUCCUACACAAAUUGACAAACCUGAAAUUUCUUGAUACUCGGAAAGUAACCAGGAGGGAGAGAGAGGAAGCCUUGGUAAGAGGUGCCUUCAUGAAAGUGGUUAAGCCCAAGGAUGCUAAGACUUCUAGUGAUGCUGCCUCCGCUUCUCCAGAGAUGCAUUAUACACCUCUGCCUUCGGGAUCCAGAGACCUUACCAAUCACAGAGGUUUUGUUGUUGAUCACUAAAGAGAAGAUAUCGGCUCCUAUCCUUCCUCCUCCUCUCGUGAGGAAGUUGUAGACUACAGUGAGGUCUUGCCUUAGUCUCCUGUUCUCCAAGCUGAACAAGCCAAGUGACUUCAGUUGCUCCUCAUACGGCUUCCCCUCCAAACCCUUCACCAAUAUUAUAAUCUUCUAAUACAUAUAUGUAUGUGUGUGUGUUUAUAUAUAUAUAUAUGUGUGUAUAUGUAUAUAUAUAUAUAUUUUUUUUUUUUUACUGUGGCACCCCGAACUGCACACUGUGCUCCAGGUGAGACCGCACCAGUGCAGAGUAGAGUGGGACGAUCACCUGGAUGCACCCAGGACAUGGUUGGCCUUCUUGGCUGCCAAGACACACUGUUGGCUUAUGGUCAACUUGCUGUCAACCAGAACCCCCAGACCCCUCUCUGCGGAGCUGCUUUCCAGCAUCUUGUCCCCAGUCCAUAUGUGCAGCUAGGGUUGCUGUGUCUCAGGUGCAAAAUCCAGCACUUGCCCUUGUUGAACUUCAUGUGGUUGGUGAUUGCCCAGUUCUCUAAUUUGUCCAAAUCCCUCUGCAGGGCCUCUCUGCCCUUGAGAGUGUCAACAGCUCCUCCAAAUUUAGUGUCAUUAGCAAACUUACUUAGUAUUUCCUCACAUCCUGUGUCCAAGUCAUUUAUAAAGACAUUGAAGGGUGCUGGCCCUAAGAUGGAGCCCUGUGGAACCCCACUAGUGAUGGGUUGCCAGCCCAACAUAACCCCAUUUACUAGAAUGCUUGGAGCCCAGCCCGUCAGCCAGUUACUCACCCACUGCACUGUGUGUUUGUCCAGCUGUGUGCUGGACAUCUUGUCCAGGAGAACACUUUGAGAGACGGUAUCAAAGGCUUUACUGAAAUCCAAAAAGAUCACAUCUUGAGUGUUGAGGCAAAAGGCUUCUUCCUACAGUCUUCACUAUUUGCCACACAGUGAAUGUCUGUACUCUAUCUAAUAUAAAGUGUUAGGCCAGGCAUUCCUUUGACUUUCAGCCAAAUAUUUAAAAAAUGAGGUGUUGCAAAGUGAGCUUUUCUUAUGAACCAGAACAGCUUUAAAGUCUAGGAGAGUGCAAUUUAUGUUUUGGGUUUUUUUUGAAAAUAAACAGAAUAAGGAGUUCCCUACACAAUUAUUUUUUUUAAUGGUAAUAUUUAAUUUUUAAAAUCUUAAAAAGCACUAUAAUUUAAUUUUUCAAGUGGGAAGAGCUAUGUUAAAAAUAAUAUUUACUGAUAAUUUUCUGAUUUUUGCAUAUACUCAAUUAUAGUUUUUCAAAUGAAACUUUUUCUCUGUAAUUUCAUUUAGACAUGAAAGAUCUUAGAAUGCUCUACAGUAGAUAGAUUCAAAUACAGUGAAGUCUGUUCACUUAAAAUCACAGCUAUGUCUAAGAUUUCUCAACUUCAAGGGCAAAUUUAUGUAAUCUCCUGCACAGAGAUUCUUUUCUGACACAUGUUAAUAGUUUUAUUACUCUUUUCACAACUUCUAAACAAAACAGACUAUAGCUUUUUUAGACUGAGUAGUAAUGAGAUUUUAUCAUAUCUAUAUUUGUUGCUUUAAAUGAAUUAAUUCUUGGUUUGUACUUAAGAAGAUGAUAUACAUGAACACUAGUAACAAAACUUAGUAGCUACUUACUUCCUUCUCUAUGCAGUAUAUAAAGAGAUUACUAUCAUCUCUCAGUAACAAAAAAAAUAGUAGCAAAUAUUUACUUAAUAGAUUAUUACUGUUAAAUAUUAUUUAACUACCUAGUUAAAAGUUUAUUUAAAUAUUAAUAUUAUAUAGUAUUUAAGAUGCUAAUAAAAUAAAGAAAAAGCUGGCGAAGUAGCUGGAGGUAACUCAGUAUUCAGAUGAUGUACAGUAUUAUCAGAUAAAUAGUGUGGCAUCAUUUGACCAAUAUGUACAAAAUCAAUUGACCUGAGCACACAAAUUGGUAUUAAAAUUUCAGGCAGGGAGCAUUAAUUUGCAUAUAUGAGUUUACUUUAUUCUUCUCCUCUUUUAAUAUUUUAGUGUAUUCACUAUUUAUGUGAAAUAUUCACACAUGGAGUGAAGUGUAGAACUCCAGAAGUCCUCAUUUAGAACUGACUUCAGUUUUCUAUGCAUUCCAAGAGCUUUGUGCACUUAGUCAGAAACAGAAAAUGACAAUAUCUGGGUGUAACUCUCAGUUCUAUAGUUUCCUGAUUUUUAAGACUUUAAGGUGCACAAUUGCUAGCCAAAAAUCUGCAACUUGGAUUAAGUCACUAUAAAUAUGAAGAUAAAGGACGCAGAUCUUGAUGGGCUGAGCUAAUUUAAGCAUCUUAAAGUUUUUAUAUUUGAAAGUAAAUUUAAGUGUCUAAAAGUUCUAACAGUGGACAAGUUUCUGGUGUAUAUUUUGUAAUUUCCUGGUUCUUAUACUAAAUAUACAUACUGCUGUCUCAAGCUUUAUGCUUCUUUUCCUAUAUCAAUCAUAGAUUGGUCAUAAAAGAACUUGGAUCAAAGUAGCAUUUUUGUCUGUUUAAGCAAGUUUUUCAUAUAACUUUGUUAUUAGAAUUCUGCUUGUUUCCUUUUCACAAUAAACUGUCUUUAUCAUCACAGCUAGUUUUAUUUAUCCUCUUUCAAUCAAUGCCCUCCUUACUUUAUGAAGUCUUCUUGUUUUGUUUUAAAUAGCAAGAUUUCUCCUUAUUUAUAUAAUGUUUCCAUGAUUGUGAUGUAACUUUGCGUAGUACUCAGUAUACACAGUUUUGAAAAACUGCUUUGCUUACUUCCAAACCUUUUGAUUUUAAUGCUCUAAUUUCUAGUAUCUGCUGGAGAUGCUUUCAGCUUGGGCAUUGCCUUCAGGAUUUUGCUGUUUCAGCUAUUCAAAAAGCUAAGAAUACUGAACAUUGUAUAUCAACUUUUAGUAUCAAUUAUCUGCUUGUCAGUUCAUUGCAGAACUGAGUCACUGUGUUAUUAUUUCUGCUUAUUCCAUUAAGUCCUUUCCUUAUUUAGCUGAGUUGGUAGCUCCACCUUCCCCUCCUGUUCUACAGUUUUUGCUCCUUCUCUUGUGGGUAUCUGAAACCGAUCAAAGUUUUGUAGCGCCAAGAAGGUGAUUUUUAAAAUCUGAGUGAAUGUUACUAUUUUGAUAUAUUUAUGUGUAUUUUAGCUGUCUCUUGUAUACAAUGUUGAUUUGGUGUUUAAAGAAUGUAUGUAGGCUUGGAUCCUGAAAACUAAAGCAAAUUAUACAGUUGAUUAUAAUUGUAUGAAUAAUAUUGCACAAUUCAUAUAGUGAAGCAUAGAUACUAGGGCUGAUAGGAUUAAUUUUUAUGUGCUCACUAAUAACUAAAAGCUGUAUUCAUGCAGCUGAUGGCUCCCAUAGACCCUCAUAAUUAUUCUGCUAUAUAUUCUUACUGCAGUGUCCAUACCUUAUUGCUAAUAUUACCUUUUGUGGUGCUGUAGUUUUUUCAUUCUACCAUUUAGCAGACAGAGGUGUUUUUUGUAGUGUAGGAAUAAGAUCUAACCUGUAUGUUGCCACUUCAGCAUCUGUUGCACUACAGUCAUUAGUAUCUGUAAUGACUGCCACAAUAGUUUUUGCUAUUGGGUUUGAGGACACGAAAAGGGCAGAGACAGUUUGGGGUGGGGAGGUAUUUCAAUAUAAAGGUUUCGUAGGUAACUUUCUGUGAUUGUGUUCUGUUCAUACGCAUCUGUAUUUCAAGUCAAGUCUCUUCCUCUCCUGUGAGGAAUCCAAAGGAACCUGGCACUUCGGUAUUUACUAUUUCUGUUGGUAUUGGUAAAUACAUAAUUUCCGCUGAUUUGAAAAGUGUGAUAUCUUCUGUGCUCUAUAGCUUUGUUAGAAACAACAGAAAUACUUCUGUAUAAUUAUCUUUAUAUGUAAUGUGCAUGAGGAAAAUAGUUGCCUUAGAUAGAUACUAAUGUUUCAUGCCUGGUCCUUGAGGCUUACCCACGGUGUUACUGCUGCAAUAGCACUAGCUUUUUUCCCCUUUCUUGUUGUCAGAGUUACGGGAUGCUGAAUCGAGGAAAUGCUUUUUACCCUUUUCUCUGUCAGGUCAUCUUCAUCUACCAUGGUCAUUUUAGAAAGCCUUUGCUGUCUCAGAGGACAAUUACUUCUUUUCUCUUUAUUUCAAGGCCUUUAUCCAGCUCAGACUGGUAAAUUAGUACGAAGUGCUUGCUCAGAACAAAACUGGAAUGAUGUGAUUUUAUUAAACGGGGUUUGCAAAGGCUACCGUAAAAGUGAGGAAUGAUUUUCAGUCACCUUUUCUGGACUGUGUUCAAGUCCAUGUCCCUAAGAGAGCUUAAAAGAGCUGCAAGCACUAAUUGUUUGUUUAAUGAUUUGGCCACCUUUAUAAAAACUGUGAAACUAAGUUUUUUCAUUGUUGCUUUAGGUCAUUGCUCUAAAACCUCUGCGUUAAACACCUAAUUGUAAAUCUUAAGUUUUUAUUUUUGAUGGUACUUUUUGAUAUUUCCUAAUACUUUCAUAAUUAGCAUUGAAAUAAUGAUUAUGCUGUUGGAGAUGUAAGACAAGAGUAAAACAUAACUGAUGGGUGAUAUCAAUAGUUAAUUUUACAGUCUUGUUUUUGAUUAAAAACAUAGAGUUUCACAUAAUGCUACUAAAUAUUCAAACUAUUACCUACUGCAAAUGGCAAUUUUUUUAACCUGUAUCCCCAGGAUUUCAACAGUGGAACAUCUGUUUUAUUUUGAGAAAAAUAUGAUAAGCAUCUGUUUGCAUGGAAGAUGUGAAUGAAACCAGACCACAUUUGUUUGCAGUGUUAUGGAUUAUCUGGUCUUACACUGUUUAUGAAUAAAUCAUGCAGGAUGGAUAGUGCUGGAAACCACCACAGUAUGUUUUAUACUUGGUUUAAAACAUAAAUUUAUGUAUUUGUGAUUUUUUUUCCUGUAGACACUAAAAAAAUUUAUGUUUUAAAUAAAGUAGCAGCCUGUUCCAUUUCUAGACCAGUAUUUAAGCUCAUGGAUACCAGAAAUUCUUCUUGGCCAAGCCAUGCUUGCUGUUGUUAGUGUGUAUGAGAAUAUAGGGUGAGACUUAAAAACAAAGCAAAAAAAGCCCCAAACUGUUGUGGCUAGGGAAGAAAUACUAGAACGUAUUUUGUUAUUUGAGAAAUAAUGUGCUCUCUGUAACUGGAUUGUGGCCUAAUGUACAUGUGGAUAGAGUUAAAUUUGCAUGUGUAACAUGGAAGACGCAUCUUGCAAACCCUCAUGCCUAGUUGUGGUACUUGCUGUCAUGAAUCAUUUGUAUAGACUCCAAAGUAUUCCAUAUUCAAGGGAGUGGGUGGAUGUACAGGCAUUUCUGUGUUCAAAACAGUGGGGAGAUGAAAACAGUGUUCAAAACAGUGUGGAGGUUUGAACAGGCCAGUAGUUUGUUCAAGUGUUUGUGAGUUGUGUCCACUUGUCCAAAAAUAUUUGUACUAACAUGCUUGAGGAGUUCAGGAUGCCUUUGGUCACAGCUGUCAAACUAACAGGAUCUGUUGGUUCUUCAAUAUGAAAAGUCAUGUUCUGCAGGACAGAUUAUGGGCUGAUUUUAUACCUCAUAGUCUGCUACUCUCUUAUGGAUGCUUUGAUAUUGUUGUUGCUGUAUCAUUUCUGCUAUUUCUUGGAGCCAGCACUGCAGGGCUUACUGCUUUCAGGAUACCUUUAGGAAAGCAAUCCAGUGAAGCCUCAGAAUACCUUGUAAGAAUAUGUAAACUUUUGGUGCACGUGUUGGCUGAAGUCCAGCAUGCGUGAAGUAUUCCAGUGGAGAAAGUAGAUCAGGGCUUUAGACAUAAUACUUAUCACAAGCUUUAUGAAAUGUAGACACCAAGUUCCAUGCUUAACUGUUAGCUUCACCCAUCUAGCUACAAGGUGAUUGAAGGCAACUGCUGCCUUUCAGCGGUCAGUAACUGUCUCUACUUUGAUGUGUUGCAUGUGACAGUGUGUGGAUGACUUGAUACAUAUUAAGAUGUCAAAUGUUAGCACAAAUUCAGUGUGUUAGUGUGAAUGCUGGAAUGAGUUUGGGAUUGAGUGAAAUCUCCUAACCAUGUAUGCACACCCUUAAUCUUAGCCACUGAUUUAUCUCUUUAGCUGUCUGGCUAGAACUGGAGAUGGAAUGCAUAUUUCAAUCAGGCAAGUGUGUCUUUAUUAUGUAUUAGUUAAUUGAGUUACUCUAUCUAACAGGAGUAAUUUUUUUCUGGCAAGUUGAAUCUUUCAUAUUUCUUCUUGUUUUGGGGUACUGGGGGUAUUUUUCAUGUUCUGGUUCUGGCUUUGGUGCUUUUUUCCACCCACUUCUCAUAGUUUGUCUCCUCAGUCAAUUCGCCUUUAAAACAGAAUGGGCUCAAUAUGAUGCAAUAUUUCUCUACCAUUGUAAGUUGGAUGCAAAUUUCUUUAUUAUAUCUUCCAGUGACGUGAAAAUACAUUGCUCUUUUGUAGCCUGUUGCAGGUGUGCUAAAGUUAAAAAGGCAAGUGGAAUAAUUUAUAUGCUUAUAUAGGAGAUGGAAAAAGAGGUUUUGAGUGGAAAACUGGUAGGGAGACAUACUGGAUAACUUCACAUCAUGUUGCUGUUAGGUUGUUUAAUCAGUUAAAACAAAGGCCCUCCUUCCUCAAUAACUCUAGCUGUUAAAAAAAAUGUUGACUCCUUGCUGUAAAGGGCCAGUGGAGAAUUCCUUUUAUGGGAGCACUUGUUGAUGUGAAGUAGCUGGGGUCAAUGAUCAGGGCAGCAGGAUCUUUCCCUCUUCUACCACAGCUUUCUAAUAGCAGGAGGAAGGGGGAGUAAGGUAGAAUUUUACUGUGCUCUGUCAGUUAACAAUUGAUUUAAGGUUCCUGGAGGAACAUGUGCUAGAGAAACAACAUAGAAAAUACUUAUGUUCUGACAGCUUCUGCAGGAGCAGAAUAAAAGCUCUCUGUGCUAUAUCUUUCCUGUGCAGCAACCCAGCGCAGUUGCUUAGAAGAUUGAGGCAGAUAUUUUGAGACCCUUUCUUAAAAGCUGCUGUUUAGAUAAAAAGGUGCUUAAAUUGUAUCAGUUUAAAUAAUACACAGUAAUUACUACAAAGAGUAAGUCUUUAGAAUGGUAUCAAAUAUCUGUGAUUUAAACUAUAUUUCUUGAAAUAUUCCUACUUAUUUGUUGUUUGGGAAUAGGGAUAGGAGUAAAUAAAGUAAUCUAAGAAAACAUUCCAGACUUUUUCAUUUACUUGUUUGUACCACUUAAUUUAGCUGGAUAUUUAAAAGUUUAGUAUGAUUGUAUUACUGCUCUGUAUUUACCAUUUUGACAAUACUGCUUCUUUUUGUCUAAGAGAACUAGACUGGUGCAGGAGGAAGGUUAUAUCAGGGUUGACAAAAGAGUUCACUAACAGUGAUGUUCAAAACAUUUUAGUCAGACUCUUGAAAAUGGUGGCUUUGAAUCACUAAGAGUUAAAACCAGUGCACUUGCAGUCUCUUUUAUUUGGUUACUGGAACUUUCAGAUCACAGUCCUAAAAAGCCUAGUCCUAAAGCAUUUCUAGUAAAAGCAAGUAAUUCCUUGUUACCAUAUGCCUUAAGAAACUGAGGCUUAAUGGGGAACACUAAACGGAACAUGAACUGACAAUAUCAGAAUUGCUGCCUUCCCAAAGGCACUUUGGUGGGAUGAAGAAUAGAGACUGUGUUACAGCAGAGAGGAAAGAUUAUUGCCCAUGGUUGAAUACUGAAGGGGAUAGACUGAACAUCAGCAAAUCUCACCUCACUAGAAAGGUCACAUCUGUUCUCUGCCCUGCUCUUUCAUUGGUGUUCCAAGUACUUCUUUUUCUAAUCCUUAGGGGGAAUAAAAAAAAAAAGUGUGAUGCAAUUACAUUUCCAGUACUUUAGGUGAAAAACCAAGUUCUGAAACAGAAAACUACCUGACGUGUGCAUCUACUCUUGGAAAGGUUAUUUCAUGAAAAUCAAAGUUUUCAGUCAGCAGAUCAAGUUUUUGACUCAUGAUGCUUUGAAGCAGCAGAGGUGAUACCUUAAAGAUGUAACUGCUAAAACAGUUAUAGAGCAGUGUUAACACAAUGAGAAAAAAGAUCUACUUUCAUUCAGGCCAAUUUGAAUGAGUUGAUAAGAAUAAGGAAAGUUCCAAAAAGAGUUUAAUAAUAAAAAUUGUUCUUGAAGUAGUGAUCAGUGCUUGUGGUUUAACCAUUGUUGUGGUUUAACCCCAACUUGCAACUAGGGCCAUAGUAGCCACUCACCACCAAAGUGAGGUGUGGGAGAAAACCGAAGAGGAAGGGAGAGACUUGUGGGUUGAAAUAAGAACAGUUUAAUAAGACAACUAAAAUAAUAAUAUACUACUACUAAUAUAUAAAAUAAGUGAUAAUCACUGCAAUUUCUCAUGAACUCUGUCAGUGCCUAACAGCUGGUCUUAGAAAGGCGGACUCCCUGGUCCCAAACAGCUGAUCCCAGCAAAGAGCAAAAAGGCAAACAGGCCAAAAGCUAACUGCAAAACGGCAGAAUGGCAAAAGGCCAGAUUCCAACAUAACUCCAAAUGGAGCAGAAUGGAAUCAAACUCCCGAAGUGAACUGACUAGCUGGAAAAGCCAGCUCCAGUUAUAUACUGAGCAUGACACUAAUGGUAGGGACUAGUUCAUUGACCAAAUGGGAGUGCAGUCUGGGUGCUGUUCUGUUAUUUUCUCUCCCAGCUGCUAUUUUUCAGCUGUGGGUGGACAGAUUAUACGUCCUUGCCAACAGCCCAGAUAUCAGUGAGUUCUUACGUUCUUUUCAUACCAGCUCCUGAAAGGUAGCCUAGCUACUGAAAGAAAUAAGUUGGCUCUUCUCAGUCAAAAUAUGGAAAACCUAACAUGUUUUCUCAUUAUUCUCAUGGUAAAUCCAAACCAAAAUUUGUUCUAGCUACUAAUAGGAAAAGUUUCUAACUGUAUAAAGAAAAACUACCUUGAUUUCAGUCAAACCAGCACAGCCAUCUGUACUUUUUAUAGUAUAAAUAUAAAAUAUUAAUAAUAUGUUAUAAUGUUUUAUAAUACAUAUAUUUUAUAAUAAAUAAAAACAAAAUAAACCUGAUUUUAAAACACCUUUUAUUAAUGAAAUGACUUUUCAAUGAGGUUCGUGUUACAGGUGCAGAUGCAUUGUGAGAUACAAUUUGCGAUUCAGUGAAAGAAACACACAUUGAUGAGCUACUCUUUUCCAUUCAUGUAAUAGUUCUUGUCAGUAAGGAUGGCUUCUGUUUUCAAGAGCUUCUUUUGUUGUUGUGAACAAUGACAUUUUUCUCUCCUCUUGCAUCUGUUGCUGUAGCUGAGAUGUGAAGGUGUUUGCUUAGUGCCCUUUGGAUGCUGGAAUUUUGACACUGUACAAGGGGUAUUUUGUAUUCUUCUCAGAAUCACUGCGUCUUCAUUCUUGCCAUUUCUAUGGUAGUUUCAUGAUGAGACCAGUGUACUUGUCCCUCUUGCAUAGGCAUAACCCUCCUACCUGGUAUGCAUAUAGAGAGAGAAUGGAGUGAUGACAAGGAGUUGUGUGUUAUUGUGCUGCUUGACUAAAUUUCUUGUUCUAAUUCUUCCUUCCAGGAGUCUCUGGCAAAUCUGCUUGAGUAGAUCAGUGUGUUGGGUUAGCUGAAAUCAAAGUAAUUUCCCAUGAAGUUAGAAUCUUUUCUUCUUAGUAGCUAGCAAUGUCUUUUGGUUUGGAUUUAAUUUGAGAAUAAUGAGAUAAUGCCUUGGGAGAGAGUUAAUAUUUUCUUCCAAUAGCUUUUGUAGAAUCCUAGAAUUGUUUGGGUUGGAAGGGGCCUUCAAAGGUCAUUUAGUCCAACCCCCUGCCACGAGCAGGGACAUCUUUAACCAGAUUGGUUUGCUCAGAGGCCCAUUCAGCCUGGCCUUGAAUGUUUCCAUGGAUGGUGCAUCUACCCUCUCUCUUGGUAACCUGUUAUGGAGUUUUACCACCCUUGUUAUAAAAAAAAUUCUCCAUACUGAGGUUCUGGAUGCUUGAAAGUAUUUAUUCACAGGCUGGACCAAGAGUCUGGCAGCUCAUAAUUGUCUGUGAUGGUUUAAUUGCAGGUGUAGAAGCACUUACCAGUCAAGUCAGUUAGCACCAUAUUAAUCAUAGAUUUGCAAGUGUGGAGAUACUCAAGUCCAGACAGAGAUGGUUAUGGUUGAGUUGGUAAUAUCACCCAGGUGGCACUUGCCUGCACCAUGAGGGAUGAUGCACUUAUGAGGACUUUUAGCUUGGAGCGGAUACAGAGCCCAGUCAUUGCUUCUGCCCUUCCAGUCUGUUGUGCUGUGCCCAAGAGCAUCUGGAUUAGGAAUUUGGAGGGUGCCAAGAUCUCUGCUUCCAGCUCAGGACAGAGCACAGAGAGCCAAGGAAGUGCUGAGAGUCACAUGCUGCAGGGAGAUUGGUGUCCCAUUUUGGGAACGUACUGUAAGAAAGGUGUGGGAGCAAGCAAGGUGGAGUUACAUGAUACAGUUUCCAUAAUGGGAAUGUACCUGGAAAGUGAGAAAUACAGGACUUCAAUAGUGGGCAUGAUUUUCUUAGUAAUUAAAGGACUUGAGAGGAGAGAAUAUUUAUCUCUUCAGGAUGCACCAGCAGAGCAUAGAUGAGUUGGGAUUCUGUUUCAAGUGGUACACAGUAAGAUUCUGGGAGUUUCACUUCCAGUAAAUGCCUGGCCAAGUAACAGAAGAUGCUGUUGCUCCAGCUUGUUACCUAUACUGCCAGUGGUGCCAGGAUGAGUCUUGUGAGCUGUCUUCACUACAAUUUCACUUGCUUUCUAAGCCAGGCUUGCAUAUCUUAUUCUUAACCCAAUGUUCUUGUCUCAUUAUGGACAGUUACAUGUUUCUCACCCAGGCUUUGGCUGGUUUUAGCAAGUGCCAUGUGCAUUCAGUCUUUUCUCCCUUUUCUGCAGGCAAGCUAGUGCAAUACAGUUGAAACAGGGUGAGUGAGCUUCAUGUAGACCUUGACAGUUCCUUACAGAACAGGGGAAAAUGGGCAUGUCCUAUAAAAAUACAUAUCGUAAUGGGGGAGAAUUUUGCAUGGUCAACCCUCCUAGCCCUUUUUUUAGCUUAUUGUGUCACUUCCAGAAAAGAUUAUUGCUCCUGUCCAACACCAUGAUUAUUGCUCAUGUCCAACACCAACUUAGACCAUGUUUGGGAGGUAUUUGAAACCCAAAUGUUGGGAAAGGGUUAUAAGAAGAUAAUAUGGAUUUUAUUGAGUUCUAGGUUGAGGUUUGGACUGCUAAAAUAAAUCUUAAGAUUCAAAGCCAUAUUACCUAAUAUGCGGUACUGUUUGUAUUUCCAAAACUAUCAGUCUUGAGACACCACUGUAUUUUUUUACUUACAUGUAAAUAUUUAGAUGGACAUUAAGGAGCUUAUUGAUUUUCUAUACACAGAAUGAUGUAUACAUACUUUUCUCAGAUUUCAUAAUAUUCAUUUGCUAAUAGCUCCAUUGAUUUGUUUUCAACAAAGAAACCUCAAACAACAAAAAAACAAACCAACCCAUCCAAAACUUGAGGAAACUGAAGAUGUUCUUUUACCAUGUAGUAUUGCUGUGUGCAGAAACAUGUACUUAGAGAUAAUAGGAACAUAAAUAUUUGCGAAUGAAUGUAGUUGGUUCUGAAUAUGAAGCCACAAUCUUUGCAUUCCUGCAAAGAGUUACCAGGACCACAUGUCACUGUAGUAUUACCAUAGACUGUACUGAUGGCCUUGCAAUUUAAGUGUUCAUAUUUGAAGAAUUUAAUCUCCUUUGGAAUUGAAUGCUUUAAGAGGAGACUUAUCUGAGUCUAGGUUUUGGUGGCGGUUUGUUGUCUUUUUGGUGGGGGCGAGUGAGGAUGAGGUGUGUGUAGGGAACCUCAGCUGCCUAUGCAGAAGCCUGUUGAUGUCUGUGAGAUUUUGGGCAAGUUCUGCCACCCCCCUUUCUGUAACAGUUUGACGUAAUAUAUAUUGUAGUAUGUAUUCCACCACUUCAGGGCAACUGUCUCAAUUUCGUGAAGUAUGUGAAAGUUGCAGCUCCCCAGCUGUAUUUCAUCUUUAUUUGAAGACUCCCUUUUAAAAUAUUUUCAUUCUGCAUUUAAUCUAUAGUAUAUUGAAUAAAGAACACAACUGGCUCGUUUCCUAAAUCAGCACAGCAAUGGCCCAUUGUUCGUUACAGUGUAUUAGCAUGAUUUAUUCAUUUAAAUAACAUAAGUUAGAUGCAACAUUUCUGAAAUUACCUCUUUGUACUUACUUAGCAGACAAAAUACAAAAAAUGUUUAAACUUGCUUUGAAUUUCCUUUUGUUGCUAUCUCAAAACUUCAUGAAGGAGACAGUGGAGCUGCAAGCUUCAAAAUGUUAUGAAAGUUCUUAACUUCAGGCGCAUGAGUUAACUCAUCUGCACUCACGGAAUGCAAUGAGUUCAAGGAGAUGUAAAAUUGAGCAUGCACUUCACAGUUUUCAGAAUUAAGGCUAAAUUGUAUGCAGAAGUAUUAUUUGUCCUUUAAAGGAGACACACUGGAGAAGAGAGGUUCCACGGACUGUUACGUUCCUGCAAGUCAAUAUUUUGUUCCUAAUAUUAAAAAGAGUGUAUGUGUUUUAAUAUUGGGACUGAAAUAGUAGUAAAAAGCUCAUUACUGUCUCUUGGAGAAUGUACUGACUUCUCUCAUAUUUUGUUCUGUGAACAGGAGUAGCAUGGAACUUAACUAAGUGGAGCAUUUUGCCCUUAGUGCUGUAUCACUCUGUCCCAUAAUACAAAACCUAAUUAGUGCAUCCAAAGAAGCGUUAAAUAGAUUUCAUGCUGUUUAAUAAAGGCAUUAUGUGUUUUUGUCUGUUGCAAAACAUUAGAGGGAACGUUCAUAGUGCAUGUUUCUGCUGCCUCUUUCACAAUUAAGGUGCAGUUUUACAUUGUGUCUGCCUCAGGAAGGCUCAGUAACUUUUUUGCUCAUCAAAUCUUUCCUCUCAUUGUUAUGCUCUAUUUGUUUAGGUGUUAUUGCAUAAUGGCAUUGAAAUAGACUCUUAAUUGAGCAUCUUUGCUAGUCAUUUCAAAUUGGGGGGGACAGCUCUUAGCACCAGAAUAUAUCAGGUUGUCGUGACCUGAGGUUCAGUAAUUCUUUUUUGGUGCUGAUCUUUAACUAGUAACUGAGAAGGAAGAGUUUACUUUGUGACAUCUGUAGCCUGAACCUUUUCAUUCUUGUGAGUUCUCAUUAAAAUGUGAGAUUUCUUCCCAAGGGUCACCAUUACUGUCAGGUUUACACACUCCUAAUGGUGAUGUUUUGUAUCUGAUUUCAUCCCUUAGCUGGCCUUGUCUGGUCUGAAGUGCAGGCCUUCUAGACUCUAUAUGCUGAAGUUCAAAAGGAGAAAAAUACCACCUUAGGGAAGGGUAGAAAGGCUUCUUGGAUUCUGCCAAAUCUUGCCUUGUUGUACAUGAACCUAUAAAACUAUCUAAGCAACUCAUUAAGGGAUAUCUCAUUGAGUAUGGCUAAUCUUUGCCAGCCUGUUGGCAAGAUCUCUUCCUUUUUUAUUUAUUUUUUUUAUGUAUGUGUGUGUUGUGGGUUUCUCUGGCUUUAGCUCAGUUUCUUCAGAUGUGUUUAAGUGAUCUCAGUUUUUGAGUUUUUAUUAGUAGGUUUAUAUGAAAUGUUAUAUAUCACUCAUGAAACAUGUUUUGCAAAACAUUUCUAAGACUUUGCAAAUUGUACUGAAUUAAUUUUCAUAACCUCUGUUUUGUCUAGGUUUAUGGCAUUAUGAAUCAAUGUAAAGAGCAUCAGUGAUAGAGCCGUGAAUUAACUAGAGCUUUGGUUUUCCCCAGCCCACUGUAGACAUUUGAUCAGGACUUAGUGGUACAUGAACAUAACUAUCAUAGCAUAACUUCCACUUGGAGAGUAUUUUGAGGGUGUGUACUUGCCAGUUCAAUACUUACCUGGAAAGCAGCUUUACCAUAGCACUUCAAGAUCAAAACACUGCUGGAACUGUUCCAUCAUUAUGCUCUCAGCUGCUGAUGUAUUAUAUAACUUUGUUCAGGCAGCAUUUUUGUGCAUCUUGUAGUUGUUCAACCAAUUGGCAUAAAAUAGGUCUGAAUUUUGCAACUGUCCUUGUUCACAGCUAGCACACCUUCUUACCUUGGAGUCACCAGCUCUUGAAAUGUAUGUUGAUUCAGGAAUACUGGAAUAGCCAGUUGCUCCCAGAAACACGGAAAACAUAACAAAGGGCAGCAUAAGAAAACACUUAAGUCCAGGGACAACCUUUGUUUUUAUGUUGUUACUUUACGUGAGCUUACAAAACCACAAAAGUAGGAGUGUGAUCUGAAGGUCACUGAGUGCAGUGAAUUUUCCAAAUGUUAUAUAAUUAAAGAAACACCUGUGCCCCAGACAAAUAACUUCAUGCUGUUCUGCUGUGAGAAUGUUGUGCUUAAUAGCCCUAAAAAUGUCUGAUUUCUUAUGCACAGUGGAGGUUGCAAACAGAGUAGCAGUAUAUAAAACAUAAGAGACAUUGGUCCAAGAUGUCUUACAGGGUCUCUUCAGAUUGAUUUACUAGUGUCUCUGUGUGUGUUUCUUAGUUUCUGCUAUUACAUUUAGCACACUUCAGAUGGGACAAAAUGGGAUUUUAGACUGCCGAUGAUUUAUGAAGACUUAAAUUCUACUCCUGAACUCCUGAUGUUCUUAAACUAACAGAGGUUUUAAAUGAGCUCACAGGUCGCAUAUCCUUUCCUAAGGAGAAAGCAAAAAAUCCACAUUGCUUGAUGUUGGUCAUGAUAUCAGUGACCUUGUUUUGCUCUAAAGAGAUGAAUGUUGAUAAGAUAUCUGAAUGUUUUAGCUUCAUAUCAGGAGGAAAGAAAGUUGGUGCCAAACUUCAGUUUCUUGCGCCAUGUAAACUUUACUAUACGUGAGGGCUAUGAGGGCAUAGCAGUAAAAGGUGUGGUGACAGUGUUUUAUGCAGAAUCAUUUAAUCCCAAAGUGCACAUAUCUGUGCAUGCUGUAAGUGUAGGCACUCAUUUUGCUAUUGCUGACUACGUUUCUAAUUGUAAAGCAGAUUCAUUACAAUAAAUUGGCAAAGGAAAUUUCACAACUGAUAGGUUUUGCCCUUGACUGAUAACAGCACUGCUUGGAUGAGAAAUGCAGAUCUAGGUGACUCCCUCAAUCUGGAGCAUGUUUCUGUUAUUAAGUUCAGAAAACACUAUUAACUAUAUGCAUAAUUGGAAAUGACUAAUUUAGAUAGACUAGGUAGUUUGUGGGAAGUCACUGAAUGAAUGAUCUGGGCUAACUAAAUAUUUUUAUUUAGUUUCUGGAUGCUCUUGACAGUAACUGAAAAUCACAGUGAUUUAAUGCUUGCUAACUGGGAUUCAAUAAAUGAGUGAAGACUAUAAGCCGGUGAGUAGUAGUGGUAUCCAGGCAUUCUUAUCUCUCAACCUGCACAUCACUUGCCUAAGAAAAAAAAAAAAUUAAAAAAUAAAAAUCUUAUGUUUGAAGAGUCAGAGAUUCAAAUAUCUCCAACAGCUUUACAGUCAUUACUAGUUCCUAAAAUGUGCAAUAUGGAAUAAAGGCCCAUUGGAAGACAAAUGGUGGUGGUGGCAUUGAACUGGGCAUGCAAAAACAAACAAACAAAAAGGCAGGUGGGUCCCAGAGCCCUAGCAGUGAAGGUGUCUUUAAGAGUCACUGGUAUUUCUGUGGGUGUAGUCACCAGAUUGUACAGACCACAAAUAGAAUGAAGACUUGUAGGACAGUUUUUUACCAAAAUUGUGUUGAACUGUGAUGAAGGCAGCAUUUUUGCUUUGACCAGAAAAUGCAUGUGUACACUGCACUCUGCAACGUGCAGAUGUUUAAUUUGUGAAAUUUCUUAUGAAAUCAGUAAUUACACAGGUAUUCUACUUCCACACAGUCUGAAGUUUCUACUGGAUCCUCUUGAGUAGCUCUGAAAAGGAGCGUGCUGAGGUAUACAUUCCUGAACUUACAAAGAGAGGAAUAACAGUGGUAACGUCUGAGCACGCUGUCUGUUAGCAAAGCAAAGAUAAAGGUAGAAAAAACUUUUUUGGGUAUCUAACAAAAAGCAAAGAAGCUGCAGGAAUCCAAUGCUGCAUAUGCCAUUAGCCAUAUUAUAAUAGACAGCCCUUUAAACUGGGAAAAAUCAGUAUAGCCCUGACCCUCCCCAGAAAAUUUGCAAAAUGCUCUGGCGUGCUGCUCUUCUAAUGAUCUGCUUCUCUUUAUAUAAAGAAGACAGAGAAUUGAGAUCUGAGCAACUGGCCCCUUACACCAGUUCUAAUUUUUUCUCAAAAUCCGUAUCUUUUAAUAACCAUCGCUACCUGAAUACUAACAUUUCCAUGAGUACUCUCAAAUUCAGGUAUUCUUACCAGAGAUAUUUUUUACUCUCACUAUCAUUUUGAUUUUAUGCGUUAUAGGAAUUUGAUAUCAGUGGUAUUUAUGCAUUAUAGGAAUUUGAUAAAGCAGUGAUAUCCUUGCUUUAAAGUCAUAACGGUACAGAUUAUAUUUACAGUUUUUCUGUUGAUUUAUAAUUCUUCCUCUUUAAUGUUGAAACUCUUUGGGAUAACUUGUUUGUCUUCCUUAUUUGAGUAUGGAAAUGUAUGAUCCUUCAGCCCUCUGCUGCUGUCAUCAUGUUCAUCUUCUCUCUUUCUCUCUCUUUCUCUCUCUUUCUCUCUCUUUCUCUCUCUUUCUCUCUCUUUCUCUCUCUUUCUCUCUCUUUCUCUCUCUUUCUCUCUCUUUCUCUCUCUUUCUCUCUCUUUCUCUCUCUUUCUCUCUCUUUCUCUCUCUUUCUCUCUCUUUCUCUCUCUUUCUCUCUCUUUCUCUCUCUUUCUCUCUGGCAACCUGCUUCCAAAAGUAUGUGGUCAUCAGGGAUAUUCAUAAUAUGGAUGUGUUGUAUCAAUUUAGUACACAACUCAUAUGGCUUCCUUCUGUGUCCUCAUCCCAAAAUGAAGCCUCUUCUAGCCUGUUUUUCCUAAUCAAGACACAGGAUUUUUGUCCAAAUCAAAGAAUAGUUUAAAUUAGUUUGAAUCUUUCUGUUUAUAUUCUCUCUGCCGAUAGGUGAUGGGCAAACGUGUCUUGUCCUGCAUCUGGGUGAUGCCACAUUUUCUUCCUUCAAUUUUGUUAUAAUUUGUACCUACAAAAACUUGGAGUCUGAUUGUGCAAGAUGCUUUGUGAUGAUUGUGAAAUAUUUCUAUUUUUCUAGAGAAGCUGGAACUUAAACUGGCGAGGUGUAGAAGUGAUGCAGUAAAGAAAGGGAUUAUAUUGUUGCUCUUUUAAUGUGGGAUAAAAGGGCAUAUUUAAAAAACCCAAACGGAGUUUUGGAUAUUCAACCACCGUUAUUGUAUCUAUCCUUAGUGCCUUUAAAAACUCUUCUACCAAUGAUUGGUUAUAGAGUAAAAAUGACUCACUGGGUUUUGCGCUCAGUUUUAUCUGGAAGAUAGUUAUGUUUUCCUCUUCAGGAGGGGUUUUUACUACCUUAUCCCUCAUGCUUAUCAGUCUGUGUACAGGCUGGUCUUGGAAAAAUGCCUUUCUUCCACACAGGCAUGAACAACACAGUCACACUGCUCUGAGAUAUUUUCAGUGCUGGGUGAUGAAAUUUGACUAAUUACAUUGGAUCAUGUGUGUACUGGCAUGUCUUCAGGCUAUACAACAAUCUAUAUAUGCUGUAGGUUGAAAAUAGCUUAUUAAAAACAAGUCCAUACUGUACCUUAGAUCCUCACUGAAUCAGGCCCUAAAAGGUGAAGCAUCAGCAUUUAUAAAUUAAGUAGUUACAGUUUAUGCUCAUUUUAGAGGAAUUUUGCAUAUUAGUUUAAGAAUCUUCAUAAGUUAUUUUACUGCAGAGCAUUAAAUUCUUCCAGAGUUAUUGUGCUUUGGAAAUUGUUUGUUUUACCUGGAUUUAUUUGGAGAGCAAAAUGUUGAAACAUUCCAUUUUGGUAUAUGUUGAAAGCUAGCUUUUUUCUUUCUUUUUUUUUUUUUUUUUUUUUUUUUCCUUGAAGUAAAGCUUUGACUUUGACUUCAUUAACUGGAUUUCAAUGCUAAUUUAAGAAAGAUGAAAUUUAGAGAGGACAAUCUACUUGCCAAUCUACUACAGCUGGAUUUAUUUUUGAAUUUUCUUUCAUGGAGGAUGUCAACAUACAUUAUGUUCUCAGGUGUAAUGAAUACAGAUCUUAGGGUAUUUAAAUACUUUCUAAAACAGUCCUAUACAGCCAUAGUAAGUUGUUAAUAAAGUGCCAGUAAAUGGCAUUCGGGAACAGGGAAUAUAUUUCCGGGUUUUGUAGAGUGAAUAAAAUGGCUUCUGUACUCCAAAUGCCUUCCUCCAGGAACAACUUCCACCAGUUGUUAACAGCUACUAAAUAUAUAUGUAUAUUUCUUUUUUAAUUCUGCCCCCCCAACCCCUCCUUUUAGAUGCCUAAACAAGUAGGCUGAUUUUCGGAUACAAGAUACUUAGCAGUAGUAAUCAGUUUGUCUAAGUCAGUGAAAGUUGCUGCUCACCAAAACAAGGACUUAAUAUCUUAGCUUUAAGUGCUCAGUUGUGCAACACUGCCUAACAGAGAACAAAUAUUUGUAAAGGAAUACUUGUUUACAAACCAAGAAAACUCUGAGUACAUCAGGAAUAAUAGAAAGCUGGAUACUUCAGCAAAAUUAAUAUGAUGACUAGCUUUAAUGUUUAGGAGCAUGUAGAUCAUAGCACUAUCUGCGAAAACAUUUCUGCUGCGGUUGGAAUAGGAAUUGCUUUUGUGAUAUACACUUUAUAUGAUAACUCAGUGUGAAUGUUGAUGUUUUAAUGGAGAUCACUAUAAUCUACUUCAUCAGCUUUCUUUGAUAAAAGAAAGUUUCUUUUGUUUUCAGUUUCUUAUUGGUUCUUUUGUACCCAUUCAAGGGAUAGUUCUGAGGUUUGCAUAGUGAUUUCAGGCAUAUGACUUAAGUCCUAUGAUAUUCUGAAAUGGACCUCGGAUCUUGAGGUCUUGAAAGUUUUAUUCAGUGUGUAUUUCUUAGAUGGUGUACUUGCUGCUUGGAGGGCAGAAAUGAAUUAUGGCAGCCAUACUCUAUUGUAACAUUCAUGUAGGAAGUAAAGGGCACUGGUAAUAGUAACAGAAGGAAACAAAGGUACUGGGGAUGGAAAUAUCAGUAAAAGAGAAUUUUUCAGGUACUGAGGCCGGGGUUUAUUAUUUCAGUAUCAGAUAUUAGUAUUGGCAAGCACCUUUUCAUAAUUAUGCCAAAGUGUCUAUUUAAGAAAGUGGUUAUUAAAGAACGAUGAAUAAUCAAAUAUCAGUGUUGCUUCAUGCUUUUGGCUGAGAUACUGUGUGCUAAUGAUUGAAAUAAAAUCUUAGAUACUACCAUGUUUUUGCACCAAGCACAGAAAAUGUGAUUUGCCCUGGAAAAAAAUUGUUUUUAUUUUCUUUUUUUUUUUUUUUUCCCCCAAUGUGCGGAGUUGUAGGCAGGACUGGAACGUGCAUGUAUACAUCACUGUUAUAGAAACCAGAAUCUUGAAGCUAGAAGGAAAACUGGUUUGAAUGCCCUAUAAAUUUCCAAAGCUUGCUGUGUUCUAAUUUAUUUUUUUAUUCUCUGAAACUUAGGAUAGAUAAUUAAAAAUCCAUAUAAUAAAAUAAUGUGCCAUACACUUUUCAUUUUUCUCUAUGCAUACCAUGUAUUUUUGAUACAUAUUCGGUAUUUUUUGUUUUAAGAUUAAUACAUUUCUAAAAAUUUGCUUUUCAUCUACUGUAAUUGAAGUUAGUAGUUAAAAAUUUUGACAGAUGCUAAUAUGGUCUACAUGUGGUCCUUCCUCUCUAAGGAACUGUUUCUUACUGUUUCUUUGCUUUUAUUUAUUAAUUUGAAAAAGAGUACUGCAGUAAUCUUGCACAUUUUGCAUUCUGUUUUAGGCGAUAGUGAUAAGCUAAGUCUUUCUCAUCCAACCAAAUAAAUUGAUAAAUACAGCUGAUUCAGAACGUUUACAUAAUCUUUCCAAUGUCAACAGUAAUUUAAAUUAUCCUAACUUUAUACUCAAUCUCCAAAAUCCAAUUACCAGCUAAUAAUAAUUGUCAGUUUUACUCUAAACCUUUAAUGAUAGGUCACAAGGGAUGUUGUACCAGAAGGAUUAAAUCGUUGUAGACUGUAGCUAUGCCCAGCCUUAAAUUACUAACCUCUUAUCUCAUGGUAACAGAGCUACUAUAUGUUUUGUCGCCGUUUUUGCUAAAUAGAAUAAAUGUCACCAAAAUUAAUUUCAUCUUUCUUAAAUUAGCUUCUUAGCAUGAUUUCUCACUUCAGUCAAAAUUUAUUUCUUGAAGAAUUUAAUUUCCUUCUUAAUCUAUUUUAUUUGAGAAAGAGGAGGAAGAACUUUCAGGAACAAAUGUCUUUUAAAUCAUUCUGUGGCUAAUUUUGAAAUUUACCCUUCAUUAAUAAUUGCUGACCCCUACAGGACUGAGUUUAUUAAGUCACUGUGUACUUAAAAUCAAACUGGUUCUGCCUAGUUCAUCCUCACUAUAUUCAAGGCACCGAAAGAUAAAAGCAGGUAAAUCCUGCUUGUGAGGAAAGGUGUAGUGCUUAAUCAUGUGAAUACAAGAUUUUGUAUGUGAAGGGUAAUCUAAGAGAAUGUUGUAAUUAGAUGAUUUAGUUCAGUUUUUAAUCAUAUUAAGGGCACAUGCAAGGAAAGGAACAUGCACUUAAUGUAAGAAAUAGUAUAGCUGAAAGAAAUGUUGUCUUGGAAAGAAGGCUUUGAGAGUUGACAUUGUCAUACAAUAUAGUGACAGCAAUUUCUAUCUGAAUUGUUGGCAUCCUUACAAAUAUUUCCAAUGAAAUGUGUAUUCUGAAAUAAUUAAAAAAUUCAGCUAUUGGCUUUCUAUUACAUUUCCUGUUUUGGUUUUAAAUGAGCUCGGUUAAAAACUUUAUAGAAAGUUACAAUGCAAUAGUUCUUUUAAAGAAAAUAAAAUGAUGGGACAAUUGACAAGGGGAGGAUUCAAAAAUUAAUCUGUAAGUGACAGGCUCUGUCUGAAAUGAUGAUUCGUCUGCUGUUAAGUAAAGAACAAAAUGUAAGGUAAAAUGGGGGGUGGGCAGGAUUUUACCGCUCAUAAAUAAAAUCUAUUUGAAAAUAUUGACAUCUAGAGGGAGCGUAUUGGCUGGAAUAGUGAAAUCUAUUAUAUGCCUAUGAUUUCCUUUUGGAAACAUGCUCCUGUUUAAGAAUCUAUAGUAUAAAGUACAGGGAUGACUAGGGGAAAAAAAAAAAUAGAGUAGUAAUUUCUUGUGUCAGCUGCACAUGAUUAUCAAGGUUUUGUAAACUCAAUUAGUAGAGAAGAAUAUACCCCAAAUCUGAUUAAAUGUUAGUGCCAGCAGGGCAGAAAAUUAAACAGAGCAUAUGCAUUAAUAAUCUAUUUAAAUGUUCUAUCAACUUCGAACAGCUGCAGCAGUUGUAAUCAUGCAUUUCUUUGUGGCAUCCUACAGAUUUGUAUAAGACCAGGAAGUUACUACUGGAUUAUUGCAGUGGGUAGAAAGUCGGAAGUGUCUGUCACGCUUUGGACUGUGUAUAGGAAAAUAUUGCCUUUGUGUUUAGCAGAGCUGUCACCUCCACUUGUAUUUGAGGUGUUGAUAUUUAUCUGUAUCAUGGCACUGUUAUCUGUAUUAUGAUUUUUGUCUGCAGGAAGGCUGAAAUACAACCUCACAAAAGAGUAUUGGAAAAAUCAUUAGAACUUGUGUAGAAAUAUAUCUACUCUUAGUUACUAACUUGCCAUUUCUAAAAAAGAAAGCAGACCAGUCAGGUUGGCAAAAUGAUAGUUUGUUUUGCAAACAGAAUGAUAUUCAUAAGAAUUGAGCUUUUAAUUCUUUUGUAGAAAAUGUAUGACACCCCCCUUGCCAAAAUAAGUGAAAACGGAAAUAUGGAGAGUCCCCAAAGGAACAAAAUUACUGUAACUUCAUGAGUUAAAGUGGGAAAUCAAAUGAUUGAUAAUUUCAAUGCUUUUGAGACAGCAUUAUAGGGACUAUAAGUGGUGUGUUCAUAUUGAUAACCAAUCCAAGAGAAAAGAAAUAAGCUGGCGAAGUAUAAAGGACUUAAAUUGAUCAUGUGCUUCCCAAAGCAUGACAUAGAACUUGCAGAAUGCUCUCUCUAGUUCAGACCAGCUGCCCAACUGGCCCAAUAUUCUUUCUUUUACAUGCGGUGAGAAGCAGAUGUUUGGAGAGGAACUGAGCAAGUAUAUAUGAUACUUCCCCUUAGUACUCUUCCAACAUUUGACUUUUUUCAGCUUAGCUUCUUUACUGACCUGUGCAGGAUCUCCAGUCUCGCUUGGAGUUCAUAUAAGCUUCCAUGUCCAGCAGCUUCUGGCAAGAAAUUUUACAGGUCUCCCACUUGUCAUGCAAAUAGCCGUAUCUUUGUUUGUUUUGAGCCUUUUUUCCCACUGAUUUCUCUUGAUAAGCCCUGGCUCUUGAACUGGAAAAGACAGUUGAAACUUAAACUUGCCUAAUGUUUUAAAAUCAUCUGCAAUUCUGUAGGCCUUCAGUAAUUCUGGCCUAAAUCUAGUAUGGCAAGAUUUCCUUAUGUUAAUCAUACAAAACUGAACAUGUGUUUGCCUAGGUUUCUGGCAAAUUUAAUGUAUCCUUAAAAAAUUUUUAUAUGGCAUAAAUCUAUAUGUACAAUUCAUGGGGAAAAAAAAAAAAAUCUUUUGUCUUGUCUUUGGUGCCUGUACUAUUCCAGACUGUAUUUAUGUAAAGAGGUCUGCGGUGCUACCAUACAGUCUCCAGAAAAGUAAUUGAUCUGAAUAAAUCUCUACAAUCACUGCUACUGUGUGUGUGUUAGAAAGGAGGGCUCUUCUCUUAGUCUGUCACUACUUGCUCUCAAGUCCUUCUUCCCCUGCCUGUAUAUUAAAAAAAUGCAAGAAAUACCACCAACAGAUUCUGAAAAUGGAAGGAGGUUUCUGCCUUUGUAAAUGUCCUUUUUUUUUUUUUCUUUUUCUUGAGGGUAUUGUUUUACUGCUCCCUCAAAUUUUGUUUUUUGUUUAUGUGGAUUUUGGUUUUGUGUGGUCUUUUUGUUGUUGUUUUUAUUGUUUUAUGUUUUAAGAUUUGUUUGCUUUGUUUCUGCCUAAUAGAAAUGGAAGGAGACAGUAUAAUUUCAGAAAAACGGAAGUCUUUACCAUUUAUGAAACCACAGAAGUCUGUGUUGGAGUGAGAACUUAGAAAAGUUGCAAAAAUACAGUUUGGGAAUAGAACAGCAGGUUGAAGUUGUUCUGACUUAAAUUUCUGUGUGAAAACCAAGGUAGAGCAAAACUUUGCAGUUAGUGAUAACUAAUAUGUUUCUUACAUGCUCUAAAACAUACUUAAAAGAAAAAUUUUCCAAAAUACUUUUCUGGUCUAGAUUAGUGGUACAUUUUGAUUUGUUACAAAGUGUUUACUGUGUUCUCAUAGUUGUAAAUAAUCAUACUAAUUUGGGUGACGCUAAAUGUUUUCUUCUAAAUUCUAAUUGUAGCUGGGUUUAGUUAUAGUCACAUCCUGUUAAAAAUAUUUUUUGUAAGAUUUAAGUGCAUAUUUGUAACCUAGGAAAUGUUAUGGAUUGAGUUAUGUGGCAUCAUUUCUAAUAAUAGCUUUUACAGUGACCAUAAGUAAUCCUUAUUACAUUAGUCAUCUAUCCUUUGCUCCUUUUUAGUCUUUCUUUUGAGUUGUUUUUCUGUUCAUCCUUAUACAGUCUAGAUUAUAAAGGAAAAAGAUUGUUCAGUUUUGGCCUUAAAAAUCCAAGUGUAAGUAUUUCUUUCUCUCAUCUUUUCACUUAGCAGGAGUACAAUUUACUGCACAAUGGCACAAUCACAAAUGUCUGCACUGUGCAAUGAACUCAAAUUAGGAUUAAAGAUUGUCAAUUUUAUUCUGAAAAGUGAUGCUAGGAUAAUAUUGGCUAUCUACCAAAGCUGUACAGGCUUGAAAAGUUUUGCUGAAUGUGCACAGAAGUUCAUUCAAGCAUAGGCAGUUCACACUGGCAAAGGUCAGCUCUCCUUCUUAUUUUUUAAGGCCUCUAAUUUUUCAUCAUUAAUGUCUUUAAAGAUUGCUAUGGGAGUUUCACAGGAGAUAAGGGGUGAACGCUGGUUUGUAGUAUGAUGGCACAAGGGCUAUUAAAUAUGUAGAGCUAGGUGUCAAGGAAUAUCUGGAGAUUGAGGAGGGUGUGGUGAAUGCUGAAAAAUUGGAGUAUUACUUUCUUGCCUGUAGAAAACUGUGUGUUUCACAGAAUGUAUGUGAAGUCUGUGCUGGUGUGAUCACGUAAGUACAUUUCUCCUUGGUUUGCUAUAUGAAUAUAUGCAAGAAAUAUGGGAGUUUUUCAGUUUGGGAUUGGAAAGAAGAGAAAAUAAUUGUACUGUAAUAAGGAAACAAAAUAUGUGGUGGAGCUAAGUAAACAGGAACAAAACCAAGUACUCAAGAGUGAAUGUUGCACUGCAUACUGUUGUGUAAUACAUGUGUUGUAGCAAAUAAUAAUAACUGACUCCUUACUGCAAGUUCUCUGUUUUUCCUCCCACUGCUCUCCCCCCAGCUAAACUAGUGAUACACUGUGUUGAGAUGCCUUCUUACUUUCAGGUGGGAGUUAUUUCAUAUCGCACUGAGUUAUGUUCUAUUUGAAUUCUUGACCUUUGCAUUAUCUUUUUUAGUGAAAUGCCUAUGCAAACGUGGACAUAUCUCUGUACGGAAGAGAUGGCCUAUAACAACAGAUGGGAUUUUUCUAAAUCUAGGCACAGCAUCUCCUUGAACAAUAUAAGCUAAAUCUGUGAUGUGAUGGUCACCACAGAAACAUCUGCACGGGUUUGCCAUGUUACAAAUUAUGGGCAAAGACAGAAGGUUAAACUGAGUCACAACUAAACUGCAAAAGGUUAGCUUAGCUCACCAUUGAAGAUUUGCAAAUUCGGUCUGGCUUUGUAGUGGAGGAGGUGUUGGUUCUUGCAGAGACUGCUCCACUGGCUCAGAUGUAAUGGUAGUGACCCUCAGCAAAACAUGUCAAAAGCAGUUAGAAACUGAAAUGGGGAUUAGCAUCCUAAAUAGGCACAGGCGUUUCUCUAGUGGCCAUUUGUCAUGGCUUGCAGGAUUGAUAGAUUCAGCAACAACCCUAUGUUGUAAAAUUCAAUAUUGUCCUGACUGUGGAACAUGAUCGCGUGGUCUGCUUCUGCAUUGAUUCUUAUCUGUGUUAUGUGCGCAGGGAUAGCUAUGAACAUUUUUUUUAACAGUAAGCAAAAUCUGAAAUAUUAGAGGGAAGAAUUUGUAGGGGAUGUCUCAGUUGAGCCACUCACCAAAGUUCAACAACAGCUAGGUCAAAUCUUGAUAUUCCAAGCUCAUUACCUUUAUACACGGUGCUAUUCUAAGUAUGUUGAAAUCUGAUCAACUUCUGAAAGCAGUUUAGCUGCUUUCAAAUGGAACAGUAGCAAAGCUAAAAGCUUUUCUUCACUGACAGACUGACUAGUUUUGGUGCAUGUCAAAACGGCUGCUCUUUCUGUAAUAGCCUAGUGACCUGGAUCUCCUUUAUAGUCUGUUGCAAGAUGCAGCUAUGCUUUCCCUUUGCUUAUUCCAUUCAGUAUCACGUCUAUUGUUGUUUCCAUUUAUGUGAUGCUCGUGGCUUCUCCAGGAAAAAGAAAUCUGAGAAGAGAUACAGCUGCAUUUUUGAGUCUACAUUUGUGCUGUUAAUCAGAAUGUAUUUUCUUCUGACCCUGAAAAUGUUCAGGGUUAUCCUGGGGCUUGAUGGUUGCAGGUGAUUCCUCACUCAAACUGCCUCCACAUAUCUCAUUUCCACACAUAACAAAGGAAAUGUGAUAUUCAUGGUACAUUCCCUUUCUGUCUUUGAAUGUAGGUGAGUAGGCUAUGGACAAAUCUUCCUUGUCUGCUUGCUAUUACCAGCAGCAAAGUAAUCUGCUAACCUGAAAGGUGCAAGGACAUGAUGUGUCCCCACCCUCACAAGCAAUAAAGGGAAAGCUUCUCUGUGCCAUUCCCUGCAUGUGCUAAUGAAAGAGCUUCUACUGCUGUUAAAUCAUCCCAAGAGGAAUCAGAGGAUCACAAUUGUGCGCUUGCUUUUUGUAAGGCUCAUACCUCUUGUAAAUGGUUCCCCAGCCUUUAGCUACUUCCACUUCGGUUUCAGUCCACCUGUAGUUCUGUCCAGAGCCAGAUCAAUUAUGCUCAGUGAAGAUGUGGAUGUCUAUUGUGUGAAAAAUGAGAAACCAUGUGACAUUAGACAUCUCUUUCUUGCAGU
Columba livia (rock pigeon) is the source of this 28801-nucleotide messenger RNA. It is a transcript of the gene LRMDA, whose product is annotated as leucine rich melanocyte differentiation associated. The record is from RefSeq and is a predicted model, not a curated record. Gene Ontology annotation, molecular function: protein binding. NCBI's taxonomy places the organism in Eukaryota, Metazoa, Chordata, Aves, Columbiformes, Columbidae. Gene Ontology annotation, biological process: melanocyte differentiation. Bases 2050 to 2760 code for a protein of 236 amino acids. The transcript has 11 exons.